Messenger RNA from Phyllostomus hastatus (greater spear-nosed bat), 737 nucleotides. RefSeq names its product leucine zipper putative tumor suppressor 2-like. The coding region runs from base 1 to 648 and encodes 215 amino acids. The transcript has 4 exons. NCBI's taxonomy places the organism in Eukaryota, Metazoa, Chordata, Mammalia, Chiroptera, Phyllostomidae. The record is from RefSeq and is a predicted model, not a curated record.
AUGGUUAGAGAGAUGCAGGGUUGCUGGCUUGAACCAAGGGCCACAAAUGAAGGAAGGCAGCCGCAACCUUUAGAAGCUGGGAAAGGGAAGGAAAUGGAUUCCCUCCUCCAGUCUCCAGAAAGGAAUGCAGCUCUGCUGACACCUCGAUUUCAUCACGGCCGCCCACCGCCCAGCCUGCCCGGGCGUCCCACCCCCAUCGCCGUUCAGACCCCGGGAGCGCCGGCCGACUGGGCCUGCUCGGGGGGGGCCGGGCAGCCGGUGGGGAGCGGGCGCCGCGGGCCGCCGCGUCCCCACCUGGGCCGGGCCCGCCCCCCCGCGCACCGGCCGGGCGGGCACCUGGCGGGCGCUGCGGCAAGCAGGGGGAGGAGCCCCGGGCGUCGCCGUGCAGCGCUCGGCGUCCGGGAGCCUCAGCCGAACUUUUUCCUGAGAAGUCCCACAUUUAGGGGAAGGAGCACGAAGAGGGGAGGGGAGAGCAGAGUUCCUGGAAGCAGCAGCAGCAGCAGCAGCAGCAGCCCCACAACAUGGCCUCCUCCGCCUCCUCUGCCGCUGGCGCCGAAAGCCCCCCUCCUCCUUCGCAGGGUGACUACGGAUCCUACUAUUCACGAAGUUCUAGAAAGUAUGAAGAUUCAAAGAAGACUGCAGGCUUGAAUACAUAGAGUGUGUUUUCUCAGAUGUUUUCAUUCACAUUGGAAAUAGCAGGACAGUGGAUAUAUUGCCUGGCUGGCCACCACUGGGAG